Messenger RNA from Tachyglossus aculeatus (Australian echidna), 4845 nucleotides. RefSeq names its product solute carrier family 16 member 9 (gene SLC16A9). Bases 518 to 2047 code for a protein of 509 amino acids. Gene Ontology annotation, biological process: transmembrane transport; monocarboxylic acid transport. Lineage: Eukaryota; Metazoa; Chordata; Mammalia; Monotremata; Tachyglossidae. The record is from RefSeq and is a predicted model, not a curated record. The transcript has 8 exons. Gene Ontology annotation, molecular function: monocarboxylic acid transmembrane transporter activity.
GCCCCCGGGCCCCGGCCGGCCCGCUCCCUCCCCCUAUGCCCCUUCGUGCCCUCCCGUGCCCGGCCCCGGACGCCGCCAGGUAAGGGACCGCGACCCCCGGCCGGGCGGAGGAGGAGGAGGAGGACGGGGGGCACGCUGCUUCUGCGCUUGCCGAGGGCACCAGGGACCUGAAAAACCUUCUCGUUUGGGACAGAGUGUGUGUCCCUGCAGGGAGCCGGGCCGGGGUGGCAUCCCGCCGUGGGCACCGGAGAGGGAUGGCAGGCUAGAAGACCAGAAGCGCUUCGGAUAAAGGAAGGACCACCUUGGAAGGGCAGUCGCCUUCAGCACCACCUGGGCCAUCCAAGGCAUUGGCCGUAUUUGGGUGCUCAUGCAGGUUUAAUGGCGCUGGGGCUCUGUGCACUGCGGGCCACCAUGAAUGCUGUUGGCUCUCUGGUUGGAAAUGAGGCACCUUUGAAGCUGUGUUAACUCUUUCCCAUCACAAGGAUCUGCAGUACGCACCUCCUGAUUUCACCAGAAAAUGGAACUUAAAAAGUCACCUGAUGGCGGAUGGGGCUGGGUGAUUGUCCUUGUGUCCUUCUUCACUCAGUUUUUGUGUUACGGGUCCCCAUUGGCAGUUGGCGUCUUAUACGUAGAGUGGCUGGAUGCUUUUGGGGAAGGAAAGGGGAAAACAGCCUGGGUUGGAUCUCUCGCAAGUGGAGUCGGAUUGCUUGCAAGUCCUGUCUGUAGCCUGUGUGUAUCUUCCUUUGGAGCAAGACCUGUAACCAUCUUCAGUGGCUUCAUGGUGGCUGGAGGUCUGAUGUUGAGCAGUUUUGCACCAAAUCUCUACUUUCUGUUUUUUUCAUACGGGAUUGUUGUUGGCCUCGGUUGUGGCUUAUUAUACACUGCAACAGUGACCAUCACAUGCCAGUAUUUUGACAACCGCAGAGGCCUGGCCCUUGGCUUGAUCUCAACAGGUUCAAGCGUUGGCCUUUUUAUAUAUGCUGCCCUGCAAAGGGAACUAAUUGAACACUACGGCUUAGAUGGAUGCUUGCUGAUUGUCGGUGCAUUGGCUCUAAACAUAUUAGCAUGUGGCAGUCUGAUGAGACCUCUGGAGUCCUCAGGCCGCCCCUUACCGGAAAAAACGAGCCUGGAAAAUGUUCCUGACCAAUAUUCGUUAUACCAUGAAAAGGAAAUGAAUUUGGAGGAGAACAUUAGCAUCCUUGAAAAAGGCUACAGUGAGGGGAAAUGCACGAGUCCUCUGUCCAAUGGUGACUGCAGACAAGAAAGCCCAGGAAAUAAGAAUGGAUUAACACCAGUGCAGGCGAAGGAGGCCGAGACUUACAAAAAGAAAGUGGCCGAUCGGACAUAUUUUUGCAAACAGCUCGCCAAGAGGAAGUGGCAACUCUAUCUGAACUACUGGGAAGAAACGGUGCUUCUUUUUAAAAACAGAGUGUUUUCGGCCCUUUUUAUCGCCAUUUUACUUUUUGACAUUGGGGGUUUUCCGCCUUCGUUGCUUAUGGAAGAUGUAGCAAGAAGCUCUGAUGUGAAGGAGGAAGACUCUGUUGUGCCUCUCAUAUCCAUAAUCGGCAUUAUGACUACCGUUGGCAAACUUCUUUUAGGAGUGCUGGCCGAUUUUAAGUGGAUUAAUACUUUAUACCUAUAUGUAGCAACCUUAAUAACAACUGGCUUGGCUUUGUGUGCCAUUCCACUGGCCAGGAAUUAUGUCACGUUAGCAAUCCUUUCUGGGAUUUUAGGGUUCCUCAGCGGCAACUGGUCCAUUUUCCCUUAUGUGACAACCAAGACUGUGGGAAUUGAGAAGCUGGCCCAUGCCUAUGGGAUAUUAAUGUUCUUUGCUGGACUUGGGAAUAGUCUUGGGCCACCAAUUGUUGGCUGGUUUUAUGAUUGGACACACACCUAUGACAUUGCGUUCUACUUCAGUGGACUUUGUGUCCUUCUGGGUGGGCUUAUUCUGCUGGUGGUGGCCUUGCCCUCCCUGGACACGUGUUACAGUCAGAGCUCCAAGCCACCUCCAAACACUUACCUGUACAAAGCUGCAUCUAAUACUUAGAUGACCACUGGAAUGCAUUUUCUACUGACAAGCAAAAUAUUUUACUGGUUUGACGUGAUUUAUGAGCAGCAAAGACUAUUUUGUAAUCGAAAAAUGUCAUUAUUGUUGACUCUUGCGGGAUGCAGAUUUCCUUAGCAAUAUCCUCUUUUAUCUAUCCUGUACUGUAUAGUAACUUCCACCUACUGUAUUUUCUUUUGGCCCAGUAAGAGGAGGGGUUCUGCUGUUUUGUCAUCAUCGGAAGCAUGGAAACUCUCAAUAGCAUCUGGAGGCUUCUGUUUGGACAGUGGCAGCAAAUGCUCUGAUCCGCUCAUACAUCCCCGGACCAAGAUUCCCUGGGAGAAAACCGUCGAUUCUAAAGCUGCGAAGCAAGCAGCACGGGGACACCACUAGGAACUGCAUUGCUCCUCCCAAAUCUUGAUUGUGGACUAUUUGAAGUAUUGUUCUAAAGGCUAGUAUGUGAAAAAAAACAACCAAACCAGGGAAUAUAUAAGAUUGUUGAAAUGGCAUUCAAAAAUGUCUGCAUGAUAGUGCAUAUCCUCACUACUUCACCCUGUGCUGGAACAAGGGAUCAGUUACUAUCUCCUUGUAAUUCAUUGACCAGAUGCCAAUGCUUUACUUAGUGUUGCACUGAGCAUAUGAACACCCCCAUCUCCAUUCUAAAGAAGCUUCUUGGUGAGCACGCAGGCUCAGCAAUGUUGUUCGCAGCCUCCAGUCCAUAGAUGCUUUGUCAGAAAGGGUUGGUUUCACCUGUUUGUUUCCAAAUUGGAAAUGCGCUUUUUUUUUCUUUCAACCAUUCCAUGUAGCACAAAUGGGAAACAUGGUUUGUUUUCAGCACCGUGGGAACAGACGGCCUGUAUCAGCGAGCUCCUGCAGUGUGAGGACUGCUGGGCAGAUGCAAAGAGCAGCCCAGGGCCAAGAAUUUUGAUUCAUUUCCUCAGUGGUACGUAUUGAGCCCCUAGUGUGUCUAAAGCACUGGACUAAGUAUUUGGGGAAAGCUUCAAGAAUGAAUCAGAGAGGGUGUCCUGCUCACAGGGGGAGCUGCCCAUUGAAGUUGAUAAAUGCUCAGUAAAUACCAUUGAUAGAUUAAGAUGUUGGAAAUCCCCAGAUUCACAGGGCAAGAAUAGAAAUGGAAAGCAAAAUGGAAAUCCUGAUACUCCAGCCUAGCAGCUUUCUCCACCAGCUUCCUUUGGGAAGAACCAUUUUGAAAUAGAGAUGUCGAGUGAUCCUUAAAGACUAAAUGGUUUUCUUCAUUUUGGAAAGCUUGAAGGGAUAAACCACUGCAGAAGAAAGCCACAAGUGACAGAAAAUGGUUUUCUCAACAGGGAACUCCUUUCCCAUUGUGCCAAAAUGGCCUCUUCAUUUCUUUUGAAAUAUAUAAAACAAUAUUUUGUACUUAUAAGUUGCCUUUCUUCUGAGGCUCCUCAAGCACUUUACAACCAUUAAUCCUCACAACACCUCUGUGAGGUACGUAGUUGGCAGUUCCUAUAGAUGGGGAAACUGAGGCACAGAGUGGUUUAAGUGACUAGCCUAAGGAUGCUCAGCAAAGCAGUAAUGGAGCUAGGAAAGAUCUUGAUCACCUGCUCACUAUUCUUUCUGCUGCUGCUGGAGUUUCCUCCAUAUCACACUCCUUUUUGUUCUUCUAUGUGGUAGUUAAUAAGAACAGUGGCUUAAAAAACUGAUAUUCUGUUCUACCAGAGCAUGCGUUUUCACAAUGCGCUUUGGAUAGAAUGUGAUGGCAAAAUUCCCACUCUAGACUGUAAGCUCACUGAGGGCAGGGAAUGUGUGUACACACUCUGUUAUAUCGUACUAUCCUAAGCACUUAGUGCAGUGCUCUACAUACAGUAAGCACUCAAAAGUACAAUUGAUUGAUUGAAAAAUCAGGGAGUGUUCUUCCGACAACACUUGUCUAUCUGGAUACAGUGCGAUGUAGUGUCAGACAUGGGGUGAGUACUCCCUCAUGAGUUUUCCUUAAUGCGGGAUUUGGCAAGGUUGCAGUCCCUACAUUUUAGGAGAACCAGGUGUAGAAGGUUUUGUGUGUUUAAUGAGAGCCUUCUGUAGCCAAUGACAGUGCAAGAAAUCCCCAUCUCUUGUAUGCAUUGACUAUUCAUGGCACAUCCAUGCUUAAUUCUAACAAUAUCACCACUCUCAGCACCCUAGAUAUCAGAAUGUAUAUUCCUCUUAUGUGACUUUAUUUCAUUAUGUUUAUAUAUUCUCUACUAUUUAGGAAAAGCAUUUUAAGUUACAAUAAAAUAUAUACUGCCUCAGUCUAGGUUUCUUUUUCUGAGUAGUGUUCUAUUAACAGUCAUCCUUGUAACUUUGACUUAGAGAUGGGGAGGGCAGUGUCCAAAUAUGAAAAUGUAAAUUGCCCUCAUCUUCUCUCAAGCAUUCAAUUAAAUAGAAUUCUAUAUUGAGACCAGUGUAUACCAGACAGUAUACCCCAUAUGCUUGUAGUAAAUGGCUAUACUUGCGUUGUUGCAGCGCCUUAAUAAAAGAAAUUGGAUAGGAAUUUUCCUACCAGAUUUGACUUUGUCAUAAUAAAGAUUAUGCAGUAUUUUAUGAAGCUUGCUCUGUAUACCCACAAAUAUAGUAUUUGAAAUGCUAGAUAAAACACGUAGUAAUAAGAACUAAUGUCUUUCUUGGUGCUUAAUUUGCACUUGUAGCAGAAUCUAGUCUCCCCAGUCUAUCUCUCAAGGCCCAAUUCACACCUCAUCACCAAUCCCCUCCCAGUAUCAGUGCUAGAAUCUCUCUUUUUAUUCAUUUUUAAUUUUUUUAUGGUAUUUGCAAAGUGCUACUAUGUU